Messenger RNA from Closterium sp. NIES-65, 408 nucleotides. Lineage: Eukaryota; Viridiplantae; Streptophyta; Zygnematophyceae; Desmidiales; Closteriaceae. The record is from the annotation of a GenBank genome assembly.
AUGAUGAGAAGCGAAUGGACCGCUGUGAUGCCAUCACGCCCACCACCUCUUUUACCUCCCUCUCCCAUCCGCCUCCACACCACCUUCCGCCUUCCUUCUCUUCCCUAUUCCUCCGUUCCCUGCCCACCACUGCCCCCCACUUCCCCCUCUCCAAAUGACUCACAGAUUUCAGCGCUGGGACUGCACGAGGCGGAGUCAGCAUCGCGGGUGAGGGGGGUGCACGUGAGGAGCACGGUGGCCAACUUCAACCACCUGCAGGACGCCGUCAUGGACCCCACCGCAUGGUGCCAGCACACGCUGCUCAAGAACGAGGCACUAGCAAAAAGGCAGCCCAGCCCGCCCCUCCUUCAUCGCGCUGCUUACCACCCUGCUUGCCUGCCUGUGUGGUGCUCUGCUGCCAUGCUCUGA